AUGUCGAUGACGCCAUCCUACUCGAAAAAGUCCGGAUCGUCGCGUGGAAGACCUACCGGAACCAUGAACCGUCGCACGCCGUUCGAGAAGCACGCCCGUCACCACAUUGCUCCAAAUUCCGAGAAUGGUUCUGUCGAUCAGAGCAGCGAACGUCAUGCUGAUUUCGAGGAUGCCGAGGCAAUUACUGGACGAGCAGCAGGACCAAAUAGGCACCGAGCGAAAGGAGCUUGGUGUCUAUGGACUGGCCUUUGCGUCACCGGUGCUGCUUUGAUGGUCUUCAAUGUAACAACCGUACCUUCAAUGGCUCUCUCCGAGAUCGUUGGCCCCAUCCCUGGUAUCCUCAAGCUUAUCGGUGUCGAUCCUACGAGACGCGAAACCUCCUUCGGGGCUUCGACGACUGCGCCAAACCCGGCGAGAUGGACCUCGUCAUCGGUCGUCCUGGCGCUGGUUGCUCCACUUUCCUCAGGACCAUUGCGCCCUGGCUUCAUUGAUACCAAGGGCGAUGUCCACUAUGGCUAUUUCGACGUUGCAGAGAAGUCCAAACGCUACAUGGGCGAGGUGACUUACUCGGAAGAGGAUGAUUGGCACCAAUCCACCCUUUCCGUUGCUCCCGCCACCGACUUGGCCCUUCGUCUCAAGGCUACCUCUAAAAUGCUUCCAAGUCACACAGGAGAAUCUCUCCGCAAGAUCAUCCGCGACACCCUCCUGAAGACUGUGGACAUCGAGCACACGAACCAUACUCUUGUGGAUAGUGCGACCGUCCGCAGUGUCUCUGGUGGCGAGAGGAAGCAAGUCUCCGGCGCGCACAAAGAACCCGAGCACAACAUGGCGGACUGGGAGCAAGUUACGCCACACCUCCAAACGAGGCGACCUCAAGAGGAUGUCUUCAUCGUCCGCCUCGUCAAUGAGCCUUACAACUUCCUCGAUAGACAAUGCUUCGACGAGCUGAACGAGAUCAUUGCUCCACUCGAUAUCAAGACCACACGUGCGGUGAUCUUGACGGGAGGAGUUGAGGACAUCUUCGUGACCCACUACAAUGUGGACGAGAUCAUCGACUUUGGACUUUCGGUGCCGUCGUGGCUGCCAGCCCCGCCGGUGCUUCUCCGAGCUGCCCUGCGUCUCGAGAGUCUGAUCGCGUCACUUGGUCUCAGGUUCCUGACUCGAAAGACGCUGUUCGCUGGUCUAGCCGAUCUCAACCUCUACAAGGAAGUUUGCAAUCUGUUCCGGAGCAAGCCGCAAGUAUUCAUCGCCGCCAUCAACGGUCUAUGCUUUGGUGGCGGUUGCGAGUUUGCGCUCGCUUGCGAUUACCGGAUCGUGGUUGACACAGAUAGGCCGGUCAUGGGUCAAGUGGAGAGCUUGAUCGGCCUCAUCCCGGGAGGCGGCGGGACGCAUUUCUUCUCGCGAACCCUGGGCACGGCCAAAGCGCUGGAAUUGUGCCUGGAAGGAAAGACGCUAACUUCUUCCGAGGCGCUGGCGCUUGGCUUGGUCAACCGAGUGAGCCGAGCCGAAGACUUGCUCGACACCGCGGUCGGAGUGGUCAAGCAUCUCGCCAGACGCAGUCCGUAUGCGAUCAAAGCCAUCAAGGACUCGAUUCGCGUAGGCGGCUCGAUGACUCUUUCCGAAGGCUUGUUGCGCGAGCAGGGCUGGUUCGGAGGUGCUGCUUUGGUGGCAGAGACGCACGAAGCGAUGAAGAAGUACACGCGAAUGAUCAAAGACGAGAGGCCGCGAUCUCUGGCGGAUUUCGAUCACUACCUGCAACCUCUGGCAAAUGGUUCCUUCUUUGACUUUACGCCGGGCUCGGUUCGGUUUGCUUCCAGCACAAAGGCCGGCAAGACCGAAUAG
This is a messenger RNA of Moesziomyces aphidis, 1842 nucleotides long. NCBI's taxonomy places the organism in Eukaryota, Fungi, Basidiomycota, Ustilaginomycetes, Ustilaginales, Ustilaginaceae. The record is from the annotation of a GenBank genome assembly.